This is a messenger RNA of Laetiporus sulphureus 93-53, 1863 nucleotides long. RefSeq lists its product as uncharacterized. The transcript is spliced from 5 exons. The record is from RefSeq and is a predicted model, not a curated record. NCBI's taxonomy places the organism in Eukaryota, Fungi, Basidiomycota, Agaricomycetes, Polyporales, Laetiporaceae. Bases 1 to 1863 code for a protein of 620 amino acids.
AUGCGCUGCCUCUCCUGCGCACUCCCAUCAUCUACGUGCCCCUAUGUUGUCUGCGCUCUCAACGCCCCGCUGCAGACGCCCAUCACUGAUACGCUCGCGAACCAAUUGCGAGUUUCGACGUGGCUCCGGUCCGCACCCGCAACCUCUACCUUCACGUUCGUCGUCCCCGCGCCUACACUUACACCAGAUCUAUACCCCGGUGCCUCAUGCUCCCUGCGUCGAGGCUCCACGCGAGAUGCGCCGCGGAACAGGAUUCAGGAUGACCCUCACGUACGGCCCCCUCCCUCCUCCACUGCACCCGGCGCUUCUCAGAACUCCACCUCGCAGCUCUCCCUCACACGCUCAUCUUCGACGAAGCCCGCGGACAUGAGCUCAGGCAUGCCUUCAUGCACCCGGAGUGCCAUACGAUCGCGUCCGUCGUCAUCUUCUGAGCAACAAGCUCCGGUGGCGCCCCCUCCUAUUCUCCCAUGCCCGGGGCGUAAUCUUUCGCGCCGUUCGGUGCGUGCGCGACGGGGCUCGACGAGGACGACAAGCCAGGGCGACGCCUCGGCCUCUUGGCACCCCGAUCACGCCGAUCGUGCUCUCUUGUCCUCCCCAUCGUGUCCAUUUGCCCUCUCCUCUACGCGCCUCCAUUGUAUUCCAACGCACCCACUCGACGUACCCAUUUCGUCUCCGCCCGUCACCCUGUCCAAGGCCAACCACCUCUUCACACCCACCACGUCCAUCACCCUCGCUUCCCGCACGCCGGCUUAUAUCCUAUGCGGUUUCCUCCUUCCCCAUCCCCCUUUCCUUCCCCACACUUCCCCGCCCCCGCAUUCCUCGCCAUCAAUCACCACCCGCCAUCAAUUUCAAAAACCGACUCCCAGCUUGCCGACCAUCCAAACCACGCACGCCCAUUGGUGCGGCUCCCGGGCCGGGCGCCCCGCUGCCCGGACGUCUGGGACGGGCGGCUCGUCUGUUAGCAGCGGAGUUUCGGCGCGCGUGCAAACGGGGGUUGCGUAUUGCGUGGGGGUCUGGGAGGCUGGGAUCGAGGGCGGGGAAGGGGGACCGUGGCGUUCAGGGACGGUGACGGUGCGCUGUUUGUGCGGCCUGGAUAUUUUGGUCCUGCGGGACCGUGCUGCGACGUGGAUCCUGGGUCGCCGCAUGCUGCUCUGGAGCGCACUCGGUGGCCAUGUCGGCGCGUAUUUGGGUGGGAUGUGCAUAGUGCGUGCGACGCUUCUUUCUCGCGUGAAGGCGCUUGGUGACUGCGCGGGUGCGAAUGCGACCCGCCGGGUUCACUUGGUGGAGUUGGAGUUGGUGGCGUGCGGCAAUGGAAAUGGUGGCGGUGGCGACGGCGAUGGCGAUGGACCUACACGAUCUAUCCCUGCGCCAUCAUUCCGAGUCCUGCCUCACUCCCUCCGACCGAUCGACCCGGUCUCGCGUGCUCCGCAUGGGUUUAUGCGUUCGUGCGUGGUCCUGGCAUCCCUCGCGAGGAGGAGCCGGGUUGCGGGACCAGGGCCCGAGCGCCUCGGAGCCGUGGCGCUCGGCGCAUGUACGACUCCGGUCCUGCCAGCUCAGCGAGGCGUGUCAGACGCGCUGCGCUGUGAAGUGUGGUGGUGCGUGGAUGUGUCUUGGAUUGUCUGUGCGGCUUCUAGUUUUGCAGUUUGCUUCUGGGCUGGGAAGAUGGCUGCUGGAGUGUCAAGAGAAGGGGGAGUGCGCUGCGAGGUUCGCGGUUCGGGUUUUCAAGGGCCCCCGAAGGAGGCUUGGUCUGUGUGGGCGUUCGAGGGGGAGAUGGAGCGCCUCGGAGCGCUGUGCGUUUGGUUUGAUGUGGGCUCUUCCGAACAGUCUUCUCCUGCUCGUGUUGAGGUUUUUCGGCGAUUGUGA